UUGCCGCGCGCCGUAUUUGGAACACAAGCUCAUGCUGGCUGCUGCGCGCUCCCGCAUGUUGCAGGUUUUUUUUUUUUUUUGGCUUCUCACGCGCACUCGGGCACAGAUGAGAGCGCCAAAGCAGGGUGAAUUAAUAAUGUUCCGUAGGAUCCACUGACUCACCCACAGCUGACUCCAGCUCCCUUCAAUACCAUAACAAGUACACUCACUCGUCCCUUUGUCCCCUCGCUCCCUCGUCCCCUUGCUCUGUGGCCAUGGAGGCACGAGGAAAAUUUGACUUCAGCGCCACGGCGGAGGACGAGCUCAGCUUUCGCAAAGGAGACAUCUUGAAGAUCCUCGGCGCUCAGGAUGACUGGUUUAAAGCAGAAAUGCACGGACACGAAGGAUUCGUCCCUAAAAACUACGUGGACAGACAGACACCCAGCUGGUUUCAGGAGAACGCCAGCCGCAGCGCUGCAGAAGAAAUUCUCAUGUCCCGGGAGGUCGGAGGGUUCCUGAUCCGCGGCAGUCAGAGCUCACCUGGAGAUUUCUCCAUCUCCGUCAGACAUGAGUUUGACGUGCAGCAUUUUAAGGUGAUGAAGGACAAUAAAGGUAAUUAUUACCUGUGGAGCGAGAAGUUCAUGUCCCUCAACAAGCUGGUGGAGUUUUACAAAACAACCUCCAUCUCCAAACAAAGAGAGAUCUUUCUGAGAGACGGGAGCCGAGAGGACCCUGCGCCGGCACCUCAUCCUGUAAAGAGAGGCAGUGACCGACCCCAACCCUCAACACACCGCAGACCACCAGAGCAAGCUCACACUCAGCAGAAACAAGGAAGUUUGGAGGAGAGAACUCACAACAUGGGUCCUACAGGGAAGAACAGUCCAGUUAAUCCCCUUCCAACAUCCAGACGCCCUUCUGACAACAUGCCUGCACCGAGGCUGUCUGUACAAGUGAAGGCUCUGUAUGACUUCAUAGCAGAGGAAGACGAUGAGUUGGGCUUCAGCGCCGGCGACGUCAUUGAGGUUCUGGAUCGUUCUGAAGCGUCGUGGUGGAAAGGACGCCUGCGCGGGAACGUCGGACUUUUCCCGUCUAACUACACGGUUCAGAUAUAAACCACCCUGAGAACCGGUUCUUCUGCGUCGCUUUUACACUUUAAGUCAGAUCUUUUCCUUUCAUCACUGAUUACGAGGACAGGACAAUGACGUUAAUUGGAUUAAUUACGGUUAUGAUUUAGUGCGAAUUCUUUGAUGUGGUACGAUUCCGUCUCUGACACACGAGCUGAGACACGGCCGGAUACGUGCUUUUAUUCUCCUGGUUUUCUACUUGUUCACCACAGUUGCUCCAUCCUGCUCCUGGACAUGUCAGUGUUUUCUCUCCUCUGACUCACUCGACUUAACUGAGCAGCUGAUUACCGAGUCUGACCUGCGUUACACUGAGUGUGUUAAAAAGCAGAAAACACUGGAGUGGAGGAAUUCCAGGACCAGGAUCGAGAAACACUGUAUAGAAGAACUACAUACAUAUAUACAAGAAGCUACACACAUCUUACUGUAUAUGUCCACAUUUUAUAUUUAAUAUUCAAUCUAUUAUAACUGAUAUCAGAGCUGUGAUUGAUCCUUUUCAACUAGUAGUCCAUAAAAAAUAGAAAUUUCCCCCUGAAGUUUGAAAAACAGACUCUUUUUAAUGUUCUCUCUCUCUCUCUCUCUCUCUCUCUCUCUCUCUCUCUCUCUCUAGUUGCUGUAAUCUAUAUAGCACACCCUAAAGGUUAUUGUCAUUGAUGAAUUUUAUAAAAUAAACCUCAACAUGGUCUUUCCUGUAAUCUAUUAAAGAGACCAUUUGUUGUUGUUAUUAUUAUUAUUAUUAUUAUUAUUAUUAUUAUUGCUACAGACUUUAAUGUAGACGAUCUUUAAAAUAUUAACUUUUUUUAGGUCAGUAACUUUUUUUUUGCUGUAGUCUGUGAAAUAAAACC
Ictalurus furcatus (blue catfish) is the source of this 1945-nucleotide messenger RNA. RefSeq names its product GRB2 related adaptor protein 2a (gene grap2a). Bases 255 to 1091 code for a protein of 278 amino acids. The record is from RefSeq and is a predicted model, not a curated record. Lineage: Eukaryota; Metazoa; Chordata; Actinopteri; Siluriformes; Ictaluridae. Gene Ontology annotation, molecular function: protein binding. The transcript is spliced from 9 exons.